AUGUCCGACCCCCGCCCCGUUAAGGCCUUUGGCCUGACGCAGGUGUACGUCCCCCGCGGAGACCCCACGGUGGAUAUCGUCUUCGUUCACGGCCUCAACGGUCACCCCCGAGACUCGUGGACGAGCAAGUCGGGCUGUUUCUGGCCCGUUGAUCUGCUGCCAGAUGUAUUGGCCCCGUUGCGCCCGCGCAUCUUGACGUAUGGCUAUAAUGCGAACGUCACGGCCUUCACAGACGGCGCAUCGCGCGAUUCCAUCGUCAGCCAUGCGGAGACGCUGGCGUCCAGUUUGGCAGCUAAUCGCAAUCUCCGAAGCUGCUCCGAUCGCCCCAUCAUCUUCGUCUGCCAUUCCCUCGGCGGUCUGGUCGUCAAACGCGCCCUGAUAUAUUCCCGAAGUCUCUCAAAUGAGAAAACAGAACAUCUCCGCUCCGUCUACGUCUCAACAUUUGGCAUCCUAUUCCUCGGCACUCCCCACAACGGCUCCGACAUUGCCAAAUGGGGCCUGUUGUUACACAACAUCUGCAGCGCCGUUCUGCCCAAGAAAUUUAUGGAGUCGUCGCCGCAGCUAGUCAAGGCCCUGCGCACCAAUAACGAGACACUCCAGCACAUCAACAGCUUAUUCGCCGAUGUCAUGAGUCGUUUUCAUAUUUACUUCUUCCACGAGACCCGCUCAACCGACGUCCGUGGAACACGGGAGGUCAUCGUUGAUGAGGCGUCUGCCGCUCCCUACUUCGAGGGGGUGGAGCGAAUGGGCAUCGAAGCGGACCACAGCCAUAUGUGUAAAUUUGAGGAUGAAAAUUCUCCCGGCUAUGAGGUCGUCGCCGAGGCUCUUCUACGUUACUCACGUCUAGCUCCGUCACUGAUUUCCGAUCGCUGGGUUGAAGAGAGGAAGACCCGAACUUUGGAAAAGAAGGCCAAGGCUCGAGAAAUCUACGACGGUAGGCCAUACCUCUCCCAGGCGCCAGGCGUCUCAGUCUCGUCAUCAUCGACGCUGACAAGUAUCACAGGAUCCGAUGAUCCGGCUGGUCGAAGCUUGCCGGAUCUUAACACUGGUAGGGCAUUGCUUUCCCUUCCUUCACCGGAAGAGUCGGUUACUCUGAGAGAUUAUGAGAUCGAGGAGCCUCCUGUGUGA
This is a messenger RNA of Penicillium macrosclerotiorum, 1128 nucleotides long. RefSeq names its product esterase/lipase family protein. NCBI's taxonomy places the organism in Eukaryota, Fungi, Ascomycota, Eurotiomycetes, Eurotiales, Aspergillaceae. The transcript is spliced from 2 exons. The coding region runs from base 1 to 1128 and encodes 375 amino acids. The record is from RefSeq and is a predicted model, not a curated record.